Messenger RNA from Schizosaccharomyces cryophilus OY26, 3888 nucleotides. RefSeq names its product dihydrolipoamide S-succinyltransferase. The coding region runs from base 1444 to 2763 and encodes 439 amino acids. The transcript has a single exon. Gene Ontology annotation, molecular function: dihydrolipoyllysine-residue succinyltransferase activity. Gene Ontology annotation, cellular component: oxoglutarate dehydrogenase complex. Gene Ontology annotation, biological process: tricarboxylic acid cycle. Lineage: Eukaryota; Fungi; Ascomycota; Schizosaccharomycetes; Schizosaccharomycetales; Schizosaccharomycetaceae. The record is from RefSeq and is a predicted model, not a curated record.
CUAUGGUUGGAGACAACAUGGGAAUCCGGGGUGCUGUAGGCUUAGGCUUCUCUUUUUGUUUUACCUCUAGAAGAAAUCAGAUUAAUCUUUUUAUUCUCCUGUGGAUGGUCUUCUACUUUAGUUUCAGGUUUGUUUAUUUGAUGUGAAAACAAACAUACAUCCUGAACAGGUGUAAAUUGAGGUAGAGUUUUGGUCCUUUUCGACAAGCAAACACAUGCAUUCAGAAGCAUUCCAAACAGCAUUCUUUCUAAACUCCCGAGCUUCGCUUCUUAUGAAGGAAUGCUAAACAGGAUCUCAAUUCUCAACCUUCUCCUGCAAGGCUAUUGCUACUUUCAGAGACUUUGUUUAUUGCUUACGUUUCCUAAAAGAAAGAAUGGGUCCCGCUUGAUAGGAAAGAAUCUCGUACUUGAUUACGUGCAUUGAGUCGAAGUUUCACUUUUACCCUUUAACUGUUUCUUUGCUUUUUUUCCUUUCUUUUUUCCAAAACAACCUAUCGUCAGCUUCUGAUGAUGCAACCGAAACAAAGGUAAACAAAGUAGAAAUGAAUGAGUUGAAAAAGAAAACAAACUGAAAAAAAAAAGGUUUCCUGAAUAAAUGAAUUAUGCUACAUGUAACUACACGUAUCUUGAAUCAUAAUAGUCAUGAUUCACUUCACCCGGCAUCACAUUCGUUCCAUUCCCUUAACAAACCUACUAACUAACCCACCGUUCCUAUCUCUAUCCUACCUACCCGAUCAUGGUUCUAUGAGCCUAUGUGGGGGCACUGAUAUUCAGUUUUCUUUCUUUCGUAUACUAUCGAUUUGAAUUUUACUUAUAUUUGUUUUUUGUUUAAAUCUUUUUGGUUAUUUUUACUUAGUUCGCGUCGUCUUCUCAGCCUUCCUUAUGAAUUGCUUUCCUUCCUUCCCAUAAAAUCCAUAAAACAUGAUUGGCUGACAUAACAACAAGAUCCGCUUGUUGUUCCAAUAAAAUGCCAUAAAAAGCUUGCAAGUACCUUAUUGAGUGUUACGUAAGUCUCUUAUUCGUUCUUCUCUUAUCGGUAACCCAUUCGUUCUACUACUUACCCUUCGUGAUAUGUUUAUAUACUCAUAAACAUUAUAUGCGGGCCAACCAACCUCUAUAUACGUAUAUCUAUAUAGAGAUGUAUAAUACGUAUAUAUAGUACAGGGUAUGAUGUGAACCGCUUCCUACAUUUUACCCUCCCCCAUCAUUUUUCAGCUUUUUGAAAAGUUAGGUAAAAGAGACUCUGAAAGAGUAUACUAUAAAUGCUCUAAUUGUGACUCUCUUUUUCUUUUAGUUUUGUAAUCCAACGCAUUUUCUAUUCUUGCUGUUGUUUAUUCUUUCGAUUCUGUACGAAACACUAUUGGUUUUCCGUAUAGGUAUCUAACACCAACCCACCCAUCUCAUCUCGUACUUUUUAGAAAAGAAACUUAAAAACAAAUCCAAAAUGCCUUUGUCUACCAGCAACUUGCGUUGCCUUUCCAAAUUGUUUGUUUCCCUUCAAACUGGCCAGCCCGCUGGUUUUACUCUCGCGAAACCCGCAGCUCAUUUGGUCUGGAGACGCUUUGCCAGUACACAGAUAAAAACACCUCCUUUCCCCGAAUCCAUCAGCGAAGGAACUCUUGCUCAAUGGUUAAAGCAACCUGGCGAAUAUGUUAAUAAGGAUGAAGAGCUUGCAAGUGUCGAGACUGACAAAAUCGAUUCUCCUGUUACUGCUCCCCAAUCCGGUGUCUUAAAAGAACACCUUGUCUCUGAGGGUGAUACCAUCACCAUCGAUCAAAAUAUCGCUGUCCUCGACGAUAGCGCUGAACCCCCCAAAGGUGGUGGUGCUGCUGCUCCUCCCAAACCUGAUAAAGGUGGUGCUUCUGAAAAGACUGGUGCUUCUGAACUCGGAAAUAGUGUGGAAUCUGCUUCCUCUCCUACAAAGGCCGCUCCUGAUGCCAAGGAACCCGAACCCAAACCCAAACAACCUGCUCCUCAACGUGAAGCCCCUCCCAAGCCUGUCUCGAAGCCAUCUCCCCCUAAGCCUGAAUUCUCAGCUAGCACUGCCACCUUUUCCAGAAAUGAAGAACAAGUAAAAAUGAACCGCAUGCGUCUUCGUAUCGCCGAACGUCUCAAGGAAUCUCAAACCCGUGCUGCUUCUCUUACUACGUUCAAUGAAUGCGACAUGUCUGCUGUUAUAAACUUCCGUAAGAAUCACAAAGAUGAAGUCUUAAAGUCUACUGGUGUCAAACUCGGUUUUAUGAGCUUUUUCUCCAAGGCCUGCACUCAAGCUAUGAAACAAGUCCCUGCUAUCAAUGGCUCCAUUCAAGGUCCCGGUAACGGUGACACCCUCGUUUACCGUGACUUCUGUGAUCUCAGUGUUGCCGUUGCUACUCCUAAGGGUUUGGUUACUCCCGUAGUCCGUAACGCCGAAAGUAUGUCUCUUCUUGCUCUCGAAAGUGCCAUUGCCAAUCUUGGUGCUAAGGCUCGUGAUGGUAAAUUGGCUAUUGAGGACAUGGCUAGCGGUACCUUUACUAUCUCUAAUGGUGGUGUCUUUGGUUCCCUUUAUGGUACUCCUAUCAUCAACCUCCCUCAAACUGCUGUUUUGGGUUUGCAUGCAAUUAAAGAACGUCCCGUUGUUGUUAAUGGUCAAGUGGUCCCUCGCCCCAUGAUGUACUUGGCAUUGACUUAUGAUCAUCGUAUGGUUGAUGGUCGUGAAGCUGUUACCUUCCUCCGUUUGGUUAAGGAAUACAUUGAAGAUCCUACCAAAAUGCUUUUAGUGUAAUGAAUUUCAUUAAUUUUCUGUAUGAAAUGAAUGUUUUUUUUAUAGAAACAGUUUAAGGAUUUCUCAUUUUCCAGGUUAGUCCAAAUUGAUUCUAUUUACAAUGUCACUGUUAUUGUCAGUAUCAGUAGCCGAUUGAAUAAUUAAAUAUUUACUUACAGAAUAUUAGAUUCACGAUGGUCCUUUACCUCGUCUCCGUGUCCUGAAACAAUUUUUAAAACCAUUUCCUAAAACAGGUAAAUUAGUCUUCACAGUUGUACAUUGCUCAUCUUGCAUACGUUAAGUUCCGGAUGCCCUAGGAUAUCAACAUGCUCAGCUGAACGAGGUCCUCCUCGUAGGUCAAAUGCCGCAGGAUCAUGACGAAGCUCGUAAUUGACGACGCUUAUAUUUGCAGGAUUAAAUCUUUCUGUACGCCAAGCUUUAUUACAAACAAAACCAAGAGCCAUCAAUGGUAAAGUUCCAUCACCGUCAUCCAUAACAAUUCCCUAUAAUCUGUUAGUGGGUGUAUAGAAAAAUAUCUCUACAUACACUUUCAAUUUUGGUACCAUCAUUUACAGAGGAGUCUAUCACUGGAUGUCCCUCGUCGUUUUGGGAAUAAAAGUAUCCACGCUCAGUUGGUUUUCCUACCCCGUGAAAACAAAAAAUUUUCAUAUCUGGAGCAUAUGGAAGACUUGUCUGUAAUCAUUUAGUAAAUAAUCAGGCUUCCUUUAGCCAUACCUCAAGUGGAUUAAUCCAUUUGGCUGGAAUUUUGUUAUUGCGUUCCACUUCCUCUUUAGUCCAAGCUAGACCAUGUGAAUAAUUUGUUCUAAGCAUAUUUCUAAAGUCUUCACUUGUAACAUUGUUUAAGAACUGGAAUGCUUGUUCCGAAUCAAAUCGUGAAUGAGGAUCGGCAGCAUCUUUUCUGUAAUGUAUCAUAACACCGUUAGAUAAAUCUUCGGAAUCAUCCUCGUCGGCAGCCUUUGAAAGUUAAUAACCAAGUAAUAAUUAUUGGAUAUACCCAGCUUGUAUUCCCCCAAAUGAUAUUCCCGCCUUUCGGAAGCAUUGAACUGACGCCGCCCAUGGUUCGAACCAUCAUAGCUCUCUGUAUAGAGUUAAAUAUAGCUUUCAUAAAAUCUCCUUUACCUCAGA